CUGCAUCACACUCACUCGCCAUCUGGUUUGUUAUUUCUCCUGUUCCCCAGACCAAGCUAUGAUGAUGGGGAAGGUUCCCUCGUUCUCCCCCGGCUCCACAGUGAGCUCCGCUCUGCCCGGCUACGUCACUCUCUGCCUCACUCUACAGGUUCACAGGCUGGUGUCAGCACAGUUCAAAGUGACUGGACCUGACCGUCUAAUCAUUACCUCGCUAGGUGGGGAGGCUGUCCUGCCCUGCCACCUCUCCCCCAGGAUGAGCGCUGAGAACAUGGAGGUGAGGUGGUUCCGAUCCUGGUGCUCUCCAGUUGUGCACCUGUACUGCGAUGGGCAGGAUCAGUAUGGUGAGCAGAUGCUGGAAUAUCGAGGAAGAACUGAGCUCUUGAAAGAAAACAUCAACAAUGGGAGCGUUUUUCUGAGAAUACGUGAUAUCCGACCCUCAGACGAUGGGCAGUACACGUGUUUUUUUCAGUCCAGUGUCUCUUAUGAAGCAGCUUUAUUGGAACUACAGGUGGCAGGUCAGUAACUUGUUCUGAUACUU
Gopherus flavomarginatus (Mexican gopher tortoise) is the source of this 538-nucleotide messenger RNA. RefSeq names its product myelin-oligodendrocyte glycoprotein-like. Gene Ontology annotation, biological process: regulation of cytokine production; T cell receptor signaling pathway. Lineage: Eukaryota; Metazoa; Chordata; Testudines; Testudinidae. Gene Ontology annotation, cellular component: external side of plasma membrane. Gene Ontology annotation, molecular function: signaling receptor binding. The record is from RefSeq and is a predicted model, not a curated record. The coding region runs from base 59 to 523 and encodes 154 amino acids. The transcript has 2 exons.